AUGAAUAGCACAUCAGACACCUUCCAUCCUUAUCCGACACCACCAAGAUCUCCGCCCAACGCCUUAUCAGACACGAUAGACGCAUCACCAAUUACCGUAAUCGCGUCCUCGCGCGCUAUCCGAUCGGGAGGGAUCUCAGCGGCCACUAUCGUCAUAUCCAAUGCCACGGGAAAGAUCACAUCGACGUUUGAUUCGGUUGUUCCUGCGUCCGAUUUCCCACCCAAUACCCCAUAUACGGAUUACUCGCCUCAUAUACUACUCCCGGGAUUGGUCGACGCCCAUGUCCACCUUAACGAGCCAGGUAGGACAGAAUGGGAAGGAUUUUAUACUGGCACACAGGCGGCAGCCUUUGGAGGAGUCACUACUGUAGUGGAUAUGCCUUUGAAUGCAAUUCCGCCUACAACUACUGUGGCUAAUCUCCAUGAAAAGAUCAAGGCUGCACAAGGACAAUGUUGGGUGGACGUGGGCUUCUACGGAGGUAUUAUCCCAGGCAAUUCAGGUGACCUUAAGGCCCUGGUGAGAGAAGGAGUCAAGGGGUUUAAAGGAUUUUUAAUUGAGAGCGGAGUGGAAGAGUUUCCGGCUGUUUCCUCGACAGAUAUUGAGAAGGUCUUUGCGGAGCUUGCAGAUGAGCCCACAACUGUCAUGUUUCACGCCGAGAUGAUCCCUCCAAUCUCUGACUCGGUUGGCGACGAUGUACAAAUUUCGUUGCCGCCUCUUCAACCUCAUGGCCCAUUGAACGCUUAUAGCACGUUCUUGGCCUCGAGACCACCAGCCUUUGAGACAUAUGCCGUCGAGGAAAUCUUAUCACUGGCUCACUUGGCACCAAACCUGCCACUCCAUAUCGUUCACCUAUCAGCCAUGGAAGCCAUCCCACUAUUGAGAAAAGCACGAGCCCAGGGGAUCAAUAUCACUGCUGAGACCUGUCCUCAUUAUCUUUCCUUGGCGGCAGAGCAGAUUCCUUUGGGUGACACUCGACAUAAAUGCUGUCCGCCAAUCCGCACGAAAUCCAAUCAAGACAAACUGUGGGAAGAGUUAUGCCAACACCUGGAAGAGGGAGUCAUCAAGACAGUGGUUUCAGAUCAUUCACCCUGCACGCCAGAUCUCAAGCUUCUUCCGUCCUACGUUCCAGGACAUUUGGCCCUACCAAAGGAUAAAGCCAAGUCAUUAGAGUUGGAGAAAGAUCGAGGUGAUUUCUUCUCUGCAUGGGGUGGAAUCUCAUCUGUUGGUAUGGGCCUACCCAUUUUGUGGAGUGAAAUGACGCGCCGAGGUUUGACGUCGAAAGAUGAUGCGAUUAUGGAUGUAGUAAAUUGGUGUUGUGUCAACACUGCAACUCAGGUCGGUCUUGAGCAACAGAAAGGCCAACUGGCAAUCGGAUUUGAUGCUGACGUUUGUGUUUUCGAUGAGACUACGGAGUGGGUGGUGGAGCCUAGCACGAUGUUGUUCCGCAACAAGUGCAGCCCCUAUCAAGGUAAGACAAUGACAGGACAAGUAAAGGCGACGAUUUUGCGAGGUCAACAAAUAUUCCUCCGAGACGGACCCAACAAUGGAUUUGUUGGAAAAGAAUGCUCUGGACAAUUGUUGCUGGAACCGAGAAGAGCCGAGUUGAAACGGACCAAAAGCUGGUUCAAGAGAUGGAUUUAUGACUUUUGA
Molecule: messenger RNA, 1650 nt
Organism: Exophiala aquamarina CBS 119918
Lineage: Eukaryota; Fungi; Ascomycota; Eurotiomycetes; Chaetothyriales; Herpotrichiellaceae
Product: allantoinase
Exons: 1
Coding region: 1-1650 (549 amino acids)
Biological process (GO): purine nucleobase catabolic process
Cellular component (GO): cytoplasm
Molecular function (GO): allantoinase activity
Source: RefSeq, a predicted model, not a curated record